Messenger RNA from Penicillium cosmopolitanum, 285 nucleotides. RefSeq lists its product as uncharacterized. The transcript has a single exon. The coding region runs from base 1 to 285 and encodes 94 amino acids. NCBI's taxonomy places the organism in Eukaryota, Fungi, Ascomycota, Eurotiomycetes, Eurotiales, Aspergillaceae. The record is from RefSeq and is a predicted model, not a curated record.
AUGAUAUCUGCCUUCUGGUCUUGUGUUCCAAAAAGGCCCGGGCAACAUUCCCUGGAGCUUUCACCAAAGAAGGGACAGUUCGAUCCUCUUACUAUGGCCUGGUCGAUGAACGUCGACAACACAUUUGUUUUCGACCUGGACGUUCGGAUGUCCAAUAUCAAGAAUUACUUUCAUGUUCACGUAAUUUCCCAGUCCUCCCAUCUUUACAAUGCCAAAGGGCAACUCCGAAAGCGCGCAAAGAAGGAUGUUGCUGAUGCUCGGAACCCAACCGACCCGAAAAAUUGA